CAUGGAGGGGCAGCAGCUCCUGACUGACAAGGCCAAGCCAUCGGUUCCUUCCCAUGAGCCUCUUGGUUCUGUAGCUCUGAUGAGUGGCGACACAGCAGAUAUUCUCUCAGAGAAACAGGCCCAACCUGAGAUCAGGUCAGAUGAGAAGCUCCAGGUGGAGUUCCUCAGCCAGACCCAGGUGGAGAUUCCACAAGAGGUCAGGGAGGUCAUGGACAGCCUGCUGGACAAGGUGGCAGAUGGAGAAGCCCAGGAGAAGAAUGCUGAGGUCCUCGUGGCAAACCUGAACCCCUAUCCUCCCUCAUCCUCAGAAGUUUAUGUCAUACGGGACCUGGACAGCCAGGUAGACAAGGCAAAGGAGGUUGAGGCCCUUGACCUUAGCACAUGUCCCAUACUCCAAACGGCCCUCACAGACACUGACACCGUGAUGAAGACUGCAUACAAGAUCAUGCCGAAGAAGAUUGUGGUACUUGUUUCCACCAUCAAGCAUAUCAUCACCCAGGUGCUUCUUCAAGUAGAUCCCCAAGCCUUUCAGGGGGGAGUGUAUUUGGAGACACCUGCUAUCAUCAACGACACCCAAGCUCUUCUGUGGUCUAUUCCCUGGGUCGAGGUCACUGAGGAGGAGGAGCUGUUGAACGGUCAGCAGUCCACUGAUGCUUAUGAGGUGGCUAAGACUGUCAUCAACAACCUUGAGCAAGUGCUAGGCCCGAAACCUGUGCUGGCGAGAGCACUGGGAAUCGGGUCACACAUCUUGACAAGGUACAUUGUUCAUCUCGUAGGUCUAUGCAUUGCUAAGACAGUGCCCGUUGUUUAUGCUGCCAAUGAAGAGGAGAGACGUAUUAGUCAGGAUAUGGUGAACAUCUGUCCUCUACCUGCUAGAUUGAUCAUUAGUGGAGAACUAUUCAGUGACUUCAUAGUGAAGUUUAUUCUAAAACUUCAUCCAAUGAACGGACGCGGUACUAAACAGCUUGACCAACAGGCUCUGCUCUUACUGGUCGUUAAAAUGGCCUCGGUUGCUUUUAACAUCUUGAGGAAGAUUCCAGGUAUAUCUGUGGAUGAAAAUCUGUGCCCCCCCUUAUGCAACAUGAGAAAGACAGUGUUGCACAUGCAGAGUGCCAUGAUACAUCAGUUUGGCACGACAAUCAAGAUAAAAAAACUGGUUGCCAUGAAGGACACGGUGAUCAUCUCCACCAUCCCCAGCGCUAUCUGUGAGGGGAUCCUGAUGGUGUACAAGGGCAUCAGUGACACCUAUCCGCUUCAAGUCCUCGGCCCACGGUGUCCAAUAGCUAGGAGCUGCGAAGAGGCUAUGGAGAGCAAACUCUUUGCAGUAGCCCUACCCGAGGACCUUAGGAAGACCAUCUACGAUCACUACGGGUCCUGGGUCGGGAAACUGGCACUGUUCCUGAAGGCUUUCCCCCUGAAUGACCGCAUCAAGUUGGAAUACAUCCGUCGUGUUUCUCUGCCUCGUUCCUCCAACAGAGAUGUAGUCUGGAUCGACCCCAAAUACUUUGUUGGGGACGACGAUGAAGAGGUUGUGACAUCAAGCAACACAAUGCCUGAUAAUCCUCUUGCUCUCGACGUCAGUCAGGCUGCCUUUUUGAAGCAGUUCCCACAGACUGAUGUUUUCGAGGUAACCACAAAGGACUGUGGAAAGCCUGUGCAAGAACCGGCUCGGACGGAGACCGAGAGGAACAAACCAAAGAUGACAAACCUUGAUAUUGUUCCUGUUAUUCUUGUCAGGAAAGUCUUUGACUCUGUUUUUGCAGAUUCAUGUACAAUCAAGCAGCAAUACGGUUCAUGGGAAGACGUCUCACUUUGCAAUGAUAUGGUAGAGCACCUACAUAUCCAGGUUCAGAAAGAGGCAUUGAAAUACCAAAACCAAAGACUGUUCUUACACACUCUGAAGAAGCUCAACGAUGAGACGGACAAGAUGGCCAAAUUCUUAGAAGACGUCUCAUUCUCUAUCAAGAGCAAGUACUUCAGGACUUUCCAUGACUGGCCAAUGGUUAAAGCCCAGCUAUACCCAGAAAUACAGUCUCUGCUAGUCUGCGAUAUCAUGGUCAGAGAGAUCAUGGUUCACCUGAGGCCUACCUUGACCUUCGCCAAGGACACCAAGAAGGGUGAUGACCGGCCAUACUGCAUCAACAUCCCGGUCAAGAGAGAGACCAGAACCCCGGAUGAUACAGAAAAGACCAAGCUGGAGCUUUGCAUUGAGAAAGCCAGCGCUGACAUAAUGAAGGAACUCCUCACCCCACUUGAGAAGGAACCCGAACCCUUCUGGAAGACGGGAUGGAUGGCAAUGAUGGAGGAGGAAUAUAAUAAAAAGAAGAAGAAGGAGAAGAAGGGUUGCGGCUGGUUCUCGGGUUUGUUUGGCCGUAAGAGGAAAAACAGCGAAAGAAGUGUGGAUGGAGGAUUGUCGCAGGCGCGGAUACUAGAAAUCACAUCCACACAAACCAAGCGUAUGGACACACACACAUUUACACAGAGACAGAUAUAACAACAAGGCCUACCUCAGAUCCCAUAUGAACAUAUGUUGCCUGUCUAAUAGUAUGUCUUAUUUUCCAUUUUGGGAUACAGGAUGUUUAUUUAUAUUUUACCAGAGGCUAUGUUUUGGCACCAAACAAUUAUCUCUGUGAACUUUUAUUUGAAAAAUAAACACUUUAUUUUAAGUAUUUUGCGUGACUUUGUUUUCUAAAGACGUGUCUUUUAUGACUUUAUUUCUGAUAGAUAUAUAUUUUACAUUCCAUAUAGAGGAGCCUGAUGCUCAAUGUAACCAAUUGUAAUCCAUUGUAUUGUUUUAUGGUGUAGCCUGAAAAUCUGUUUUUUAAAUUGUUGUUUUUGAUUAGAUAAACACAUUUACUUUGCUGA
Molecule: messenger RNA, 2865 nt
Organism: Oncorhynchus mykiss (rainbow trout)
Lineage: Eukaryota; Metazoa; Chordata; Actinopteri; Salmoniformes; Salmonidae
Source: RefSeq, a predicted model, not a curated record